Messenger RNA from Dufourea novaeangliae, 1341 nucleotides. RefSeq names its product zinc finger CW-type PWWP domain protein 1-like. The annotation marks the transcript as partial. The record is from RefSeq and is a predicted model, not a curated record. Gene Ontology annotation, cellular component: nucleus. The transcript is spliced from 6 exons. NCBI's taxonomy places the organism in Eukaryota, Metazoa, Arthropoda, Insecta, Hymenoptera, Halictidae. Gene Ontology annotation, molecular function: zinc ion binding.
AUUCAAUACGGAAAUAAUAUGCAGAAUAAAAAGUUCCUGUUCGAACGACCGGAUUCGUAUCGACAAACGCCUACGAUGUUGUUUAAAAAAUCGGAAUUCGGCCAAGUUGAUGUUUCCAACAUAUCGAUGAAUUUGUUGCCUCAGUUUAAUUUGUUCCAUAAACGUCAGUUCGACGAAAGCACAACUGACUCGUCGUUUUUCACAACGCCACCGAUGGAAAAAAAAUCCGUCGUAACGCCGAAAGCGCCAAUAAAAAACAAAAAACAGACCAAGAGGGUGGACCUUAAACCAAAGAAGUUGCAAUACACGGAUGAAGACCAGGACAGCGGCAUACACAUUGUAUCCGAUCACUCGAGCGACACGUUAUUUCGUAAAAGAUACACACUUAGGUGUAACAGAUUCGAUUCCACACAGAAAGAGAUUCCGAGAUUACGCACAAAGUUAGACAAAAUUAAAGUACAAUCGAAUGAUAAAGAGAACGAUAAAACCGUCAUAGGAAGUAGAUGUGAAAACCUACCAAACACUAGAAAUAAUGUAUCACAAGUAUCAUCUGUAGUAUUUGAUCCAAAUACUGAGGUAAUAUCUCAAUGCAACAGUAAUCUUGAUUGGAAACAAACACUGCAUUGGCUACAGAGUAGAAGAGAUGUUGGUCUUUGGAUUGAGUGCUGUAGACGUACAUGCAAGAAACUUAGAUAUGUUCAAGACGUUCAUGAUCCAACAGAAGUACCAAAAAUAUGGUACUGCGAGAUGAAUUCUGAUAAGUCAAUAGCAUCUUGCAAUAUACCAGAACAACCUAGAACACCAGUCAUUGAUGCUGAUUUGAUUGAAAAUUCGUACAAUGCCGGUAGUAUUGUAUGGGCUCAUGUACAGGGUUUUCCAUGGUGGCCUGGAAUAGUUAAUGAUUGCCCUGAAACAUUCAGAUACUAUGAACUACCUAAAAGAUCUCACAGGCCCGUGAGGUACUAUGUCACAUUUUUUUCUGAUGAUAAACUGGAAUCUGCAUGGUUACACAAACGAUAUAUUAAACCAUUUGCACAGAUAAAAUACAGCACACUUAUUCAGAAGACAAAAUUUGAUGGGACUGAGUAUAAAAGCUUACUGGAUAAAGCAUACGAAUUGGCUUUAAGUGCCCUACCAUUAUCGAUCUUAGAAAGACUACAAAAAUUUAGUUACGUAGCAUUGUAUAAAAAAUUGAUUGAUGUUAACAACAUAAACGAAUCAGUUAACAUCGACGAAAUAGCAAUGGAUACGAAUUCGGACGACGAAAUACCUCCCUCAAACCCCACAAAAGAUUCUCUUACAUUAAAAGAGUAUUAUUUGACAGUAUUGCGUAAAAGAUAA